This is a messenger RNA of Nomascus leucogenys (northern white-cheeked gibbon), 2938 nucleotides long. The record is from RefSeq and is a predicted model, not a curated record. NCBI's taxonomy places the organism in Eukaryota, Metazoa, Chordata, Mammalia, Primates, Hylobatidae.
GCGGCGGGCGGAGCCGCCCCUCUUCUCUGUCCAGGCACUGGGUGGUCCAUCCGUCAGCUCACCGGUCCCUGCCUCUCUCCCAAAUUCCUCCGAGGGAUUCCCGAGGAGUGCGCUCGGACUGGGGGGGUUGAGCAGGAACGCCCUCCCAGUCACCCGAGGCUCCUGCGCCCCGCCGGAAGCCGGGGGUGCGUGGGGAGUGCUGUGCCCGCGGAAGGGCUCCGAGACGGGAACUCCACUUGGACCCCGGCUCUUGGACCAGCCACCCGCGGUGGCCCCCAAGUCGGGGACGCGGGCCCCCAGAAGUCUGGGGCUCCCCAGGAAGCGAAGCGGAUGGAAGAUCACUCGGCUCGGGGUCCUGGGUCCCCACCCCGCCCCGCCCCCGGGCCGCAGAGUCACAAAGGCCCCUGGGCAACCCGCGGAGUGCGGAGGGAGGCUGGGCUCUGGGAAGUCCGCGCGCCGCUUCGGAGGCAGGGCAAGUGGGCGCGGGCCUGGGGCGGCGGCGGCGGGGCCGGGAGAGGAGGGCUGGGGGUCUCGAGAAGGUAAGGGGCAGGCAGAGCGGCCGGGGAGGUGGGCCCGGCCAGGGGAGCCAAGGGGAGUGUGGUGGAGGGGGUAGAGUGCGGGCUCUCAGGUGGUCUCAGGGAAGCGGGCUUGGGACCAGGGGUGUGUAGGAUGCAGCAACGGGCUCAGAACCACCUUCCCGGGUUCGCGACCAGCCCCUCUGGGUUUUCCACCUGAGCAGCUGCUGGAGACUGGAAAACAUCCCUCACACGUCACAGAGGCACCGUUUCCCUCCAGCGGUGAAAUCCGCCCCAGCCUCCAGCCAGAGCAGGGCUUAGGCCUGGGGUCCUAGGGUCCUGCUCUCAGCUGGCACCUCACCCCAGACACACUCCCUGCUGUCCCCAGGGGCCUGUUCUCGCCCCAAUGCCCUGGGAAGGUCAGGGGUUGCCCUUUUGGGCGUGAGGCAGAUAUGGCUUCACCACGUACCUGCGUGGCCUUGGGGAACUCAGCAACUGCUUGGCUCUCAUUUGCGGUUCGUCCAAGUUCGUCCAAGGCCCAAGUGGCUGUGACAACCUGAGAUCUCCAGGGUUGCUGGGUGCCCGGGGCAGCAGCCAGGGGUGCGGCUUGCUCUCCAGGGAGCUGCGGCAGAACCUGGGGCCACAGCUGCACUCAGCCGGUGCAGCCACAGACAGAGGGUGCUCAGCACUGGGCUCAAGCCCUGGAUGAGAGCGAGAACCAAGCUUCUUAGCCUCAGGCUCCAUCUGGGAAAUGGAGUGUUGCUUGUGGAGUCCGUGAGCUCGCCAGGGACAGGGUCCCAGGUCCACAGCGAGGGCCCACAGCGUGGGAGGAGGGCUGCUCCUCUGGGCCCAGGCCUGGCCGCCCUCCUCCCAUGCUGAGCGGCCAGCUGGCCUAGUCUUUGGUGAGGCCUGUCUCUGCUCUACAACUGCAGUGAGGCGUGCAGCUCCCCCAGGGAGAACUGGAGCGGGAGGAUGGCCCACGAAUGUCCCCAAGGGGGGUCCCGUGCUGCUUAGGACCACGCCGUCCCCUCUCCACGGCCCUGAGGGGUGCCGGCAACCCCUUUCAGCAGCAGGGCUAGGAACUGGGGCCCUUGCAGACCACAGGUCAGGGCUGGGGUUUCUGCCCUGGCCGUUCUGGCCAGAAGCCCACAGUCCUAGUUCUUCCCUGUGCUGUCCCGCAGGCCACUGGUUGUCAGUAGAGGUUUUUGCUCCUCAGCAUAAACUGUGUCCAGAUCUGUAGCCUGCCCAUCCAGCCCUCCAGGCAGCCUCUUCCCAGUGAGUUGUGCCCCCGAGGAAGGACAGAGGCCCAGCAUGGGGUCAGUGGGCUGAAUCCAUCCCCCGAACGUGCCACAGCCUGGGGGAGGCCAGCCUGCCUGGCAGCUGACACCCAGCCCUCCCCACAGCUCCCGGAUAAUGAGCUCCCACGUGGCAGGCCUGGGCCUGGACAAGAUGAAGCUGGGCAAACCCCAGUCCUUCCUGGACCCGGAGGAGGCAGAUGACCAACAGCUGCUGGAGCCAGAGGCGUGGGGGACCUACACCGAGCGCCGCAAUGCCCUGCGUGAGUUCCUGACCUCGGACCUGAGCCCUCACCUGCUCAAGCGCCACCACGCCCGCAUGCAGCUGCUGCGUAAGUGCUCCUACUACAUCGAGGUCCUGCCCAAGCACCUGGCCCUGGGCGACCAGAACCCGCUGAUGCUGCCUAGCGCCGUGUUCCAGCUCAUCGACCCCCGGAAGUUCCAGCGCAUGAAGAAGGUGGGCACAGCUCAGACCAAGAUCCAGCUCCUGCUGCUCGGGGACCUGCUGGAGCAGCUCGACCACGGCCGCGCUGAGCUGGACGCCCUGCUCCAGUCGCCAGACCCUCGGCCCUUCCUGGCCGACUGGGCGCUGGUGGAGCGGCGGCUGGCGGACGUGUCGGCCGUCAUGGACAGCUUCCUGACCAUGAUGGUGCCGGGGCGGCUGCACGUCAAGCACCGCCUGGUGUCUGAGGUCAGUGCCGCCAAGAUCCCGCACAUCUGGCUCAUGCUGGGCACCAAGAUGCCCGUCGUGUUUGACCGGAAGGAGUCGGCGGCCCACCAGGACUGGGCCCGGCUGCGCUGGUUCGUCGCCAUCCAGCCGGCCACGUCGGAGCAGUAUGAGCUGCGCUUCAGGCUGCUGGACCCGCGGACGCAGCAGGAGUGCGCCCAGUGUGGCGUCAUCCCCGUGGCUGCCUGCACCUUUGACGUCCGAAACCUGCUGCCCAACCGUUCCUACAAGUUCACCAUCAAGAGGGCUGAGACCUCCACGCUGGUGUACGAGCCCUGGAGGGACAGCCUCACCCUGCAGACGAAGCCAGAGCCCUGGAGGGGCCCGCCCUCAGCCACUCUGUCCGAGAGAUGAUUUUCUAAUAUUUAUGCACUAAUAAAGAGGAGUGUAAACGCACAUAC